GUACUUGGUCGGAGCUGUCUGAUGCUCGAUACCACGGUUUAGAAAUGGAACAGGCUCAGGUAGGUCAGCGGCGGUCUUAUGCUGGGGACUUGUGCACUAUCCGCUACGUGGGGACAGUCGAUGGGACUGCUGGAGAGUGGUUGGGAGUUGAAUGGGAUGAUCCGACUCGGGGGAAGCACUCGGGGCAGCAUCGCGGGGUGAGGUAUUUCACAUGCAAAAGCAAACAUCCUUCGGCAGGGUCAUUCGUGCGUCCGUCUCGGCCAGCAGAUAAACCUCGAGGGUUCCUCGAGGCCCUGCGCGAGAAGUACGCGUCCGAGCCCCUGGAAGAAGAACUAGCUAGACAGAAGCAGGGCGAGAGUGCUACAGAUGAUGCUCUGCCUAAGCCGAUCGAGAUCAGCGGCAAGGUUGUUGAAGAAGUCGGCUUCGACAAGAUCCGGAAGCAGCUUGCUAAGCUCCAGGAACUGAAGAUCGUACUUCUUGACGGACAACGAGUAGCCGGUGUGCUGGGGCAUGAUGCAUCAGCCGAAGAACUUGAAGCUGCAUAUGCGGAGAUCGAGCAGACUUGUCCACAAAUUACUGAGCUGGAUCUCAGCCAGAAUUUGUUGGCGUCUUGGAGUGCUGUGGCCCGGAUAUGUGAACGGUCAAAGCUACUGAAGAGACUGAAGUUGAUUGGAAACCGGCUUGGUCCCCUUGAGGAAGGGUUGAAGUUCGAGGGAGUCACAGCGCUUCAUAUUGACGAGACGCUUCUUACUUGGGAGGAGAUUUCAGCCUUAACAUAUCAGUUUCCAGUCAUUGCCUCUCUUUCUGCCUCAGCGAACCAAAUCUCGAUGAUCGCAACGCCACUAUCCAGUACCAUCACACGCCUCACUCUGGAGAACAAUGACCUCACUUCCGUAUCCUCUAUCAAACCUCUCGCCUCCCUACCAAACCUGGAGCAUCUUUCCCUUCGCGGAAACAACAUCUCCACCAUCUACAAUUCAGAUGACGAGUUUCAGUUCUCACACAGCCUCCACUCCCUCGAUAUAUCCCGUAACAAGAUCACCACCUGGGAUUUUGUCAACCAGCUGCCAUCCGUAUUUCCCGGUCUGGACACCCUUCGAAUAUCCGGGAACCCACUGUAUGACCAGUCCAUCGGACCCUCCCACAUCACAGGGGUGCCAGAGAAACCCAUGACGGUGGACGAAGCAUACAUGUUGACGCUCUCGCGCAUUGCCUCUCUGCAGCUUCUCAACUACGGCAAGAUCACCGCCAAGGACCGCAACAAUGGCGAGCUGUACUACCUAUCUCUCAUCGGAAAGGAGCUAUCUGAUUUUCCUGAGACUGCAGAGCCGCGUAUCCUUGCUGCGCAUCCUCGGUAUGAGGAACUGUGCGAUCUGUACGGCCAGCCUGUGAUCAGGAGAGUGGAAUCUGGGUCAGGUGCUGCUGUGAACCCGCGGUCUGUUGCUGCACGACUGGUGAAGUUGGUCUUCCACCUCUCUCAGACAGGGACUCUACAGGGUGAGGGCGCCGUCAAAGUCAAAGAAGUCCCUCGAUCGUUUGAUACGUAUCAAGUCAAAGCUAUUGUGUCUCGUUUAUUUGGGCUGCCGCCUUACAGCUUCAGACUAAUUUGGGAGACUGACGAGCUGGACCCAGUCAGCAAAGAGAAGAUGGAAGACGACGAGGGCUGGGAUAGUGAGGACGAGGUAGAAGAUAUGAAGGAUGAAAAGACAUUUGAGGAACCGGGCUUUGUCAAACGAGAGGUAGAGCUUGUGGAUACCACGAAAGAUAUCGGGUUCUGGUUCCAGUCUGAUCUGGUUGAAGCGAGGAUCAGGGUGGAAGUUUAGUACAUAUUCGUGUGGUUACAAGUGAUCACAUAAUGAAAACAAUACCCUUGCUUUAGAUUGUUGCUUUGGGAUGAAAUCACUCGAGGAUUGUAUCUGGUCACCUGAACCAGGGUCAUGUGUCUGCUCUGCCACACUCCUUUUCCUCUUCCCGCAUUGUCGGACUCCUAUUUUGCAGCUAUCCAUUCCUUCAACAGCUACAAGUCUGACUUCACAGGAUUCAAGUGCUGU
Messenger RNA from Aspergillus ibericus CBS 121593, 2051 nucleotides. RefSeq names its product putative tubulin-specific chaperone. The record is from RefSeq and is a predicted model, not a curated record. The coding region runs from base 45 to 1823 and encodes 592 amino acids. NCBI's taxonomy places the organism in Eukaryota, Fungi, Ascomycota, Eurotiomycetes, Eurotiales, Aspergillaceae. Gene Ontology annotation, molecular function: protein binding. The transcript has 3 exons.